AUGAACAGAGUUCGAGCAGGGAAAGCAUGCAUUCACUGCCACCAGAGAAGGGUGAAGUGUGACGCGUGGCAAAAUGGAGUUCCAUGUAGCCGCUGCCAGCUCAAGGGCUUUCCAGAUUGUGCCCUGAUCAAAACUCGUCGAGGGACUUGGGAUCGGCGCCAGCGUCAGGAUUUGGCCGCUGUGCCAACUUCUGAAACUCUAGAAGGACAGACUAGCACGCAGACAGAGUGUGCCCUUCCGCCUGAGGGCGAAGGACCGGCCGUCGAUUCUCACUCACAAUCAAAUCUGGAAAGCAACCAAACCUUCUCAUCGAAUGGAAAUCAACCCCUGCAGGAAGGUUGGAGCCCGAGUAUUCCUACUGAGCCUCAGGAACAAAGAGACGGAACCCCUAGUGUUGCAUCAGCUGACUCGACCAAACCGCCAUGUGAUGACGGACCAGAACAUAUCUCCUGGGCUCGGGUGUUCGACCAGUUCGAAGCGUCGAAAAUAUCAACUCAUCCAAUUCUAAGCGGCUCCGAAAUCACCUACCUAGGUGAAGCUUUCCCCUUAAUUCAAAUCCUCGACUCAGCCCUGAAGACCGGCAGAGUCCCAGUCCAUUAUGCCAUCCCGAACGAUGGAAGCACGCAGCGCCCGGGAAGGGGCCUGCAGCCAGAAGAAUUGUCCUUCUGCCAAGCCAAAACAGCACUUGAUACACCAGAACGUGCGCCGCUUGAUGCGUUGGUGUCUUCGUUCAUGGAGCUUGUCUACCCCAUGUAUCCCGUCGUCCUUGGUGGCGAUUUCAUGCGGCGAUAUCGGGAGGGUACAAUAUCACUGCUCCUUCUGCACGCGGUCUGUUUUGCGUCGGCUACGUACUGUCCGAUGGUCACCAUUUUUCAAGCCGGGUAUUCUGACAGGAAAUCCGCGCGCAUGGCUUACUACAAGAAGGCAGAAGUGCUAUACAACAUUGGAUAUGAAAGAAACAGGGUGGUCCUCGUCCAGGCUACUAUCUUGCUAACAUUCGUUACUGGAGAACCCAACUCUCAGCACAUGUAUUACGAUUGGUUGAGUGCUGCAGUCACCAAUGCUGAGAUGCUUGGCCUUCAUCGAUCGACAGCAGCUUCCAAGAUAUCUCCUAGAGAGCGGAGCCUUCUAAAACGUCUGUGGUGGGUUCUUGUGGUACGCGAUGCCUUUUGUGCCGCGUGUAUGGGCCGUACACUCCGAGCAGAUCUUACGCAGUCUGACGUGGAGAUGCUCAGCCACGAGGACUUUGGCAGCGAUUGA
Cladophialophora immunda is the source of this 1260-nucleotide messenger RNA. RefSeq lists its product as uncharacterized. The record is from RefSeq and is a predicted model, not a curated record. Gene Ontology annotation, biological process: regulation of DNA-templated transcription; DNA-templated transcription. The transcript has a single exon. The coding region runs from base 1 to 1260 and encodes 419 amino acids. Gene Ontology annotation, molecular function: DNA binding; DNA-binding transcription factor activity, RNA polymerase II-specific; zinc ion binding. Lineage: Eukaryota; Fungi; Ascomycota; Eurotiomycetes; Chaetothyriales; Herpotrichiellaceae.